AUGACUUUAAGAAAUUUCAAUGUAGCACUCGCCCAAGUGAAAGAUUUAGCCCAAGCCGAGCUUCUCUUCGCCCAAAUGCCAUGUAGGGACCUCAUCUCAUGGAACACGAUGCUAAAUUGUUACUCCAGAUCAAACCAGGCGCGUCCUUUCUUUGAUACGAUGCCGGCGCACGACGCUAUUUCCUGGGCUGUUAUGCUCUCCGCAUAUACCCGGGACGGGCAUAUUUCCAUAGCGCAGUCACUCUUUGAGGAGAUUCCGGAGCGGAAUCUUGCGGCGUGGAAUAUCAUGCUAGUUGCGUACACUCACCAUUCUUUGAGGGAAGAGGCGUUGCAAAUAUGCCAGAGGAUUCCGGAACAGAAUGUGGUUUCAUCGACGACUACAAUUGUCGCUUUUGCCCAGACGGGGCAUUUGGAAAACGCCGUGGAUGUUUUUAUGGCUAUGGAGGAGCGUGAUAUGGUGUCGUGGGUGGCCAUGCUGUGGGCUUACGUAAAAUGUGGUAGAAUAUCCGAGGCCGAGUUGUGUUUCCUGGAGAUGUCAGUGUGGGGAAUCGAGGCAUCAAAUGUCAUGAUUCAAGCAUAUGCCGAAAGCAGGGAAGUCGGAAAAGCGAGGGUUUUGUUUGAUCAGAUGGCGAGAUGGGACGCCGUCACCUUUACCGCAAUGCUUGUGGGCUAUGGAAAAUGCGGUAAAAUCGAAGAUUCUACGUGUUUGUUUGAAAAGAUUCCGGAGCACGACGUCGUGUCCAUGACAUCAAUGCUUUUCGCAUAUGCCCAAAAUGGGCAUUUGCGGGAAUCAAAGAACAUCUUUGCAAAGUUUCCUUUUUGGAGUGUGGUCUCAUGCAAUGCGAUGCUCGCAUCUUUUUCGUAUCACGCAUGUAUGAAUGAAGUACAAGUUUUGUUUGAUAAGAUGGAUAUCAAAGAUCAAGUAAGCUGGAACACUUUUCUCGCAGCAUAUGCCAAAGAAGGGCAAAUUGCGAAGUGUGGGAAGAUCUUCGAAGCCAUGGACGAGAAAGAUAUCGUUUCAUGGAGCUCGAUCCUUGCCGCGUACGCUCAAUCGCGCUGCCUGCUCCACGGCGAAACGCUUCGCGUCUUAAACACGAUGAAUCUCACGCACUCUCCCGACGAAUCCUGCUUUGUGUCGGUGCUCCUCGCUUGCAGCCACGCCGGGAAGCUCGAGGCCGCGAGGAGGAGCUUCGUGUCGAUGCGAAUGGAUUUCGGCCUAAAUCCCACCAAGCAGCACUACUGUUGCGUGCUAGAUCUCUGUGGGCGCCUGGGGCGAUUGGACGAGGCAUGGGAGCUCAUCGCGACGAUGCCAUUCGUGCCGGACGCGCUGGAUUGGAAGUGCUUGCUCGCCUCCUCGUAUAGGAGCUUGGAGCAUCGAUCCAAGCGUGAUCACGCGAAGCUCCUCGUGGAAACAUCCUCUCCUUUCUUUGUGCUCCUAGCAAACGCUUGCCCAGCUCGAUCGCCCACGAAAUCUAGUCGCCCUUGA
This is a messenger RNA of Selaginella moellendorffii, 1485 nucleotides long. Its product is annotated as pentatricopeptide repeat-containing protein At4g02750-like. The transcript has a single exon. Lineage: Eukaryota; Viridiplantae; Streptophyta; Lycopodiopsida; Selaginellales; Selaginellaceae. Gene Ontology annotation, molecular function: protein binding. The record is from RefSeq and is a predicted model, not a curated record. Bases 1 to 1485 code for a protein of 494 amino acids.